AUGGUUUCUUCUCAUCCGAGUGUGGCCUUUUAUCAGGGUGAGAUUCCCGUUAAAGUUGUGAUUCCCUGUGAUACUCAAGCGGCUUCUUUUUCUAGCCAACUCCGCGCUCCAGGGAAUGCCGAGAAGCGGGAUGCAUCCGCUCCCGACAUUGUGAGGAGCCAGAGCCUUGGCGUUUUCGAGCUCCACCAAAUGCUACUCCCGCCCUCCAACGUCGGUGAGCUCGGCGAGGUUGCAGAGGAGCGCUACGCGCAAAAUCUCGCCACCGAGGACGGCCUGGAGUUGCUGCGUUGGAAUUGGGAGCUCCUGCUGGCCCUUUUGUUUCCUUGCUUGCCCGAGUGGGAUCCGGUGCCGGUACUGCCGCAUACCGAUUCAGAAGUAUUGGAACAGAAAGAAGUCGUUUCUCAAGAAACGAGUCUUCCCACGGGUGAUCCCAAGGCGAGGACCGCGCCUGCACUUUCCUCUUCGAAUAAUAUUUCAAUACCCCCCCUGACAUCGGCCGACGCGUGCCAGAUGACACCCAUCACCGAUGCCGACCUCGUCAGUCUUCGGGAGCCAGGAAUGCUAGAUCGUAUCUACUAUAGCUAUAUCGUGUUUCUUCGUUUCUUCGGUUGGAGAGUGCAUGAUGAAAGGCGUGGGUUAUUAGACCGUCAUCGUGGCUGGCGAAGACGGUAUGAGUUAUUAUACCCUUUGGAAGCGUCGCUGCCGCAUGAGGGCAGCGCCACGGAUACGAGGUGUGGUAGCGCGGAUUGCUCUAUGAAUCCAAUCACCGAAGUUCUGAACACGGGUUCGGGGUUUAGUGGAUCAUCCAUGCCUCAAGAGUUGGGCGGCGAUCCUGACGACGGUGAUCAUCUGGCUUCGGGUGCUCCGGAAUCACCUCACAGGUUAUUGGAAUACGGUCGCUUCAACUUUUAUAGUGACGCCAUCCCUCAUAUACUUCAGUGCUUUCUCGGGUUAGGAUUUUUUACCUUCUCAGUUCGCUUGAUAGAGUUCAUAAUUGAGGAGAUGGCUGCGGGAAGGAUCGAGUUUCUUUAUGACUUAGUUGAAAAGAAAGCACUUCCGGCACUCGAGUCCUGUACGACGAUAGAUGCGAGCUAUAUCAAGUGUCUAAAGAAAAAGUUCCGAAACCUAACACAAAGUGACUCGGAUUGA
Molecule: messenger RNA, 1149 nt
Organism: Phytomonas sp. EM1
Lineage: Eukaryota; Euglenozoa; Kinetoplastea; Trypanosomatida; Trypanosomatidae
Source: the annotation of a GenBank genome assembly